AAAAGGACAAAAACAUACAGCACAGGGGAUUCCCCAGUCGUCACCGACCUGAGUACUAAUCCUGCGAUCAGUAGCUUAUCUAAGGGAGAGCGGACGGGAUCCCGAGCUUUCUACUGUCUAUGGCCGUAUGUGACAGCUGCGACCUUGCGCAGCCUCUUUGAAGGACGAUCCGGAGUGAGUUGCAGCGAUGGAAAGGGGCAACGCCCAACAGCCGCCGACAACCACACUCGCCCAAGGUGUGACUGCCGUAUUUUACCUGAGUUUCUGAUGCUCACACCACCCAACCCGGGUUUAAUCAGGCAUCAUAGCAACACUACAGCGUUACUGUGGUGUGAUGGGUAA
This is a messenger RNA of Thermothielavioides terrestris NRRL 8126, 342 nucleotides long. RefSeq lists its product as uncharacterized. The record is from RefSeq and is a predicted model, not a curated record. Lineage: Eukaryota; Fungi; Ascomycota; Sordariomycetes; Sordariales; Chaetomiaceae. The transcript has a single exon. The annotation marks the transcript as partial.